CUGUGUUGGAGGAUAGUCGAUUUGCAGCGUUGUGCUUGUCCACAGUGUAUAGCCGCUUGAUUCAGGAUGCCGAAGCACCGCGCUGGCUCCCGGAAAGGCUGGUACGCCAGACGGAGGAGAUCCCUAAACCAGCAGAUGAGUCGUCUGACUCUUCAGCAGAGGAAUCUUCUCCCGACAAAUCAGCAGAUGCAUGAGUUUAUUCUUCAAGCAAGGAGGAUGGCUGCAGAGACGGCUCAACCUCGACAAGCCCUAGCUUACAUUGUGCUCACUUUGGCUUGUGCGAUAAUCAAUCAAGCCUUCCCUCAGGCUGAAGCCAAUGCUUUUGUUUCCUGGGCUCAUUCUUAUGCUGACUUCUACAAUGAAACAGCCUGUUGGGUCUGCACAAGCAUGCCAUUAUCGGUUACCGAAGGAUUGCCUUGGUGGGUGCUUCCUUUUCCAAAAAAUGAAACUUCGGCUUUAUGUGAUUUUUUAAAAAAAUAUCAGAAGAAACAUCGAAGCUUAAUUACAGUUAAUUUUGAUAUAGAUACUCGAUGCUCUGAUCCUUUAGACGCUUCUUCUUUUUAUUUUGAUGUAACACAAAGUUAUCAGGAAAUUGUUAAUGCAUACUCAUAUUACGAAAAUAGAUCCGUUUCUUCUCCUAAUGAUUUUAAUCGAUUUGAGGGUGACUACUACCAAAUUUGGGAUGAAUAUUUCUGGAUGACCCCUGAAAAAGGACAGCUACUGACCCCUGCCGACAUUUGCUGGGAGCAAAAGACUCAUGUACCAACAUUUGGAGGCCGGGAAUUUCCAAGAUAUCACAUGAAACAUAUGGGACUAUUGCCUACCCAAAAAUGUAAGACUGUAAUGGAUGUAACGUUUAUUGCCAACAAGUCUGUUAAAUGGCCAGGGACAGAUUGGGAAAAUGGCCCUGGUAUAAGAUGGGUAGCCCCAAAUAACACUCGAUGGAUUUGUGGAUACAAUCUUUGGCCCUGGCUCCCUGUAGGAUGGGUGGGGAGAUGUACCCUAGGGUUUGUGUUUGCCCCUGGAAAAAUUCAUAAGCAAAAAAUUAGUCAUCCUGUUAAUUUACCUUAUGUUAAAGCCCGAUGGUCACGCUCUGUUUUUCAUUGGUAUGAUUAUUUAGCCUCAAUUUUUGUGCCCUCUUUAGGAGCCACUGAUAUUCUGCUCAGAGUAGAGGCUUUGAACAAUUUUACAAAACAAGCUUUGACAGAUACUAGAAGAGCUUUAGAGGCUCUUAAUGAAGAACAAAAACAGAUGAGAAAAGCCGUUCUACAAAAUCGUAUGGCUCUGGAUAUUCUAACAGCCUCUCAAGGGGGGACAUGUGCCUUAAUAAAAAUGGAGUGCUGUGUAUAUAUUCCUGAUUAUUCCUCAAAUGUUUCUGAUGCUUUAGAAGAUAUGAAACAACAAGUAGCCGCUAUGGAUUUUUCUGACUCCAGCAUUUGGAGUCAGAUAUCCACCUGGUUUCAUGGUGGUUGGUGGAAAUCUAUAAUUUUUAUUAUUAUAUGCAUAUUAUUAUUGCUGUGUUUUGGCCCUUGCAUUUGUCAGUGCCUAUCUGAAAUGAUAAAUAAAAGAUUGUUGAUGUUUUCCCGUUUGCAAAUGCAGCCAUUUCCCUUGAGGGAGAUAUAAAGGCCAUUAGUCAAAAGAAAAGGGGGAGAUGCAGGGAGCCGGCCUGACUGCUCAGGCUCCUUCUUGGCCCUGAGAGAGAUCAAGAGGUCCCUCUCUGUCCCGCCACCCCUGAUUUAUUAAAGUGCAGGUUGGCCUUCCUUACCUCCCUCAAGGAAACUGCUGUAGCGACCUUUUACCCAUUUUCCUGAUUGUCAGGCUCCUGUUUAUGGUUUAUGUCUAGGUAACCUGUAACUGAUUGUAAUCAUACUAAGACGCUAGUCCCUUGCUCUGCUAGUCUUAAAGAGUUAAGAUAAAAUUCCUGAGCGAAGACUAAUGCCUGCGAUUCUGCAUGUAUACAUGUCCUUGAUCUAAAUUCAGUGAGUCCUGUUAGCAUAUAUAUGUAUGUUACCCCUCAAUAAAGUUGUCAGUUGUC
Molecule: messenger RNA, 2035 nt
Organism: Cervus elaphus (red deer)
Lineage: Eukaryota; Metazoa; Chordata; Mammalia; Artiodactyla; Cervidae
Product: endogenous retrovirus group PABLB member 1 Env polyprotein-like
Exons: 2
Coding region: 67-1623 (518 amino acids)
Source: RefSeq, a predicted model, not a curated record